Messenger RNA from Arthroderma uncinatum, 1806 nucleotides. RefSeq lists its product as uncharacterized. The record is from RefSeq and is a predicted model, not a curated record. NCBI's taxonomy places the organism in Eukaryota, Fungi, Ascomycota, Eurotiomycetes, Onygenales, Arthrodermataceae. Gene Ontology annotation, molecular function: DNA binding; nuclease activity. Gene Ontology annotation, biological process: mitotic intra-S DNA damage checkpoint signaling; replication fork processing; resolution of meiotic recombination intermediates. Gene Ontology annotation, cellular component: nucleus; Holliday junction resolvase complex. The coding region runs from base 1 to 1806 and encodes 601 amino acids. The transcript has a single exon.
AUGGACCAAGUCAUCAGCUUAUUGACCUCCUCUCCGGCUGUGCCCCUAAAGAAAUCCGCGGACAGAGGGUUAGGAGCCAGCUUCGACGUCCUCGAGAGCCCUCACAACCCGUCCUCGGAUAAGCUAGACGACUCUCUCUUUGAAUAUGGCGACUUCAUCGACAGCUCAGUAACGAAGAGACGGAAAUUAAGCCCUCCUGUGGGCCGGACGCUUCCUACUGCGAACUACGCUACACCCCACAAGUCUCCUGGCUUCAUACUCUCAGAUAUAACAGACUUUGACAGCGCAGGCAACACACCUAGCAUAAUUCCAAGCAAGUCAAGGGUCACAAACAACAGCUCAAAAUAUGAUACCUGGGACUUUUUCCUUGAUGACCCUAUCAUCUGCUCCUCCUCUGGGCCUAAAAGCCAGGCUCGAGAAUCAUCUACUAGGGCGAAGCAGUCAGUAACAAUCGUUAUCGACGAUGAUGACGAUGACGAUGAUGACAUCCUAGGUAUACCGCCAGUGACUGAUGUUGAUGGGGAUGACGACGACGAUAUCUGUGAAUUUCGAGCUCCACCGACUUCAAGAGCAUUUAUCUCAGAGAAGACGGCUCGGCUUCUAGAGCAGCUGAAAAGUCAGAAUGCCCCAAAGACGAAACCCAGAAAGAAGAAGCAGCAUAAUAUCGAUGUUUUGUCAGAUGAUGAUGUGUUGCCUUCUGUACGGCCAUCGCGGGCACGACGACCUGCAAUCAGUCAGACAGCUGGUAAAACUGCCGAGAAAGCUGCCAAAGCACUCGAACGAGAAGCGGCGAAGGCGAGACGGGAAAGGGAAAAACAGACACAAAAAGAAGAAAAACAAAGGCAGAAAGAGGAGAGAGAGAAACAAAGACGAAUUGCCGCCGACAUUGCGGAGGUGAAUAAGUCGAAGGUGGAUAAGACAGUAUCUGUCGGGGAGAUGAUUGUUGACAUGUCUUCGACAUUUCAGGAUUCUAGCAUUGGCACUCAAACUGAAGAACAUAUGCGGCAACUGGGUGUACCGAUGCACUUUACGCCUACUGAGAUCCCUAAUACAGUGUCAUGGCGACGAAAAGUUACUGCACGAUAUAACGAGGCAGGGCACUGGGAACCAUGUCCAUUGACGAUUAAAGCGGAGGAGCAUGUUCUAUGUUGCAUGACGGCAGACCAGUUUGUGGAAAUGGCUAUCGCGCCUCCAAGCGGUAAUUCAGUGAAAUCCCAUUUCCAGAAGCUGACCGGUGAAUAUCCAGGCCGUAAACCGGUGUAUCUCAUCGAAGGUCUCUCUAUCUGGACUAGGAAGAAUAAGACUUCCCGGAACAGGUCAUACCAAGCCGCUGUCCUUCAGCAAAUCGACAACAACCAAUCUAAUCCCGUUGAACCUCCGGUAUCUCAACCCAAGCGAAAGAGAGCAACUAAGAAACCAAAUGCCCCACCUCCGGUGGACGAGGAUCUAAUUGAAGAUGCCCUGCUUCAGCUUCAGGUGCAACACUCGUGUCUAGUUCACCACACCGCCGCUCCUAGCGAAAGCGCAGAAUGGAUCAAAGUGUUCACUGAGCAUAUAUCGACAAUUCCCUAUCGCCGAGAGCUUAUGAAAAGUCACGAUGCCUCGUUUUGCAUGGACAUCGGACAGGUAAAAUCAGGGGAUGAUGCGGGCGAUGCCUAUAUACGAAUGUUACAGGAGGUGAGCCGCAUCACAGCACCAAUAGCCUAUGGUGUUGCUACGCAAUAUCCCUCCGUCGGUCGACUUGUCAAAGCAUUAGAUAGUGGAGGCCAUCUCCUUCUUGAAGACGUCAAGGUAUGUUUAAUCUAA